Wasmannia auropunctata (little fire ant) is the source of this 711-nucleotide messenger RNA. RefSeq lists its product as uncharacterized. The transcript has a single exon. Lineage: Eukaryota; Metazoa; Arthropoda; Insecta; Hymenoptera; Formicidae. Gene Ontology annotation, molecular function: nucleic acid binding. The record is from RefSeq and is a predicted model, not a curated record. The annotation marks the transcript as partial.
AUGGAGCGUUUGCUUGAACAACGAUACGCCAUAAAGUUUUGCGUGAAGCUUGGAAAGAAUGCAACCGAAACAUUCCAGAUGCUUCAAGAGGCCUUCAAGGACGAUUGCAUUUCAAGGUCACAAUCCGGGAAGUGGCACAAGGCGUUCAAGGAGGGCCGGGAGGAGAUCGCCGACGAACCCCGUUCUGGGCGCCCAACAACAGCCAGAACCAACGAAAACGUGGAUCGUGUGCGCAAAGUUUUGCGUUCCGACCGUCGAUUAAGCAUCCAGCAAAUUGCUGACACCCUACACAUGUCCAAAUUUACGGUACAUAGGAUAGUGACCGAGGAUUUGCAAAUGCGCAAGGUCUGCGCGAAGCUUGUGCCGAAAGUGUUGACGGAAGACCAUAAAGAACUUCGAGUUUUGCGCUGUCAAGAAUUGUUGGAUUUGAUUCAAAAUGAGCCGGACUUUCUGAACUUUGUCGUAACCGGAGACGAAUCUUGGAUGUUCGAAUACGACCCAGAAUCGAAAAGGCAGAGCAGCGAGUGGCACACAACAUCAUCCCCCCGCCCCAAGAAAGCGCGAAUGAGUAAAUCGCGCAUCAAAAUAAUGCUCAUUGUCUUCUUUGACGUCCGAGGAAUUGUCCAUUAUGAGUUUGUACCGCAGGGACAAACUGUCAACUCAGCCUUUUACCUGAACGUGCUCAAGAGAUUGAAACGCCGGGUCGCGCGC